AUUUUUUUUUAAAAAAAAAAAAACAUGUUUUCCCCCAUGACAAUAUCCUUUAAGGGGCUAAAUUAUACAUAUGAUUGUUUAGUGGCAAAACCAACAGAUUGCAUUUUUAAUUACAUCAUCCCAUGUGAUUGUAAGCUAUAAUGAGCAGGGCUGUGGCACUCUUCUUGUAUCAGUCAGAUUUUGUGUGUCAUAUGUAUGUUUGAUAUAUAUAGUGAUGUGCGGGGCGCCCCGUGGGUCGGUCAGGUUCGGCCGACCUUGCACCGCCAUUUGUGGGUGGCAGGCACCUCUAGGUCGAGUUCUUCAUCCUGCUCUUCCCGCCACCUUACAUUGCCGGCUUCCACCUUCCACUUUUAUAGCCUGGCAGCUGCUCACCCCGCCCCUUUUUGACAUCAUCGGUGGGGUGGGUCUAUAAAAGGAACCUGGAGGACGGGUUAGGUGCGGGUCUGGUUUAACCCGACCCCCACAUAACUAAUUUUAUAUCUGAUAUGGUGGCCUCUUUAUAAAUGUUUGCUUUAUUGGAAGUUUUAUGUAUAGAUUUAUAAAAUGUCCAUAACUGUUGCAGUUAAGUGUUUCAAAUAUAUAACUUCCUGUAUAUUGCCCAUAGAGGCAUCCUCUUUAACACUGCACAUGCUGUGUACAAAAACCAUCAACCAGUCAUAAAUUGGUUUUGUGAUCCGAACUAUACACAUCAAUUCUAAUUGCUGACUGGUUAUUAUGGACUUCUGCUCUUGAACACAUCUUCAUACAUUAAUGAGCAGCUUGAAUUGAAGGAACCUGUAUUAAGAUAAGAGGAUUAAGCUAACUAGGAUUCAUAUUAGUUGUUGGGCUAAAAUUAGCUCAGAGAACACAUUGAUCUGAAUAGUAUCUGGGCACAGUGCUGGGAGAUUGAGACUCAAUGUUGAAGAGAAGGUCUGUAUGAAAGAGGCCUUUAACCAUCUCCACCUUCUGCUUAUAACAUGAGAUCCUCUACAAAGGAGCCAGGUCCAAGCUACUCGCAUACUCGAGAACGGCUGGUAAAGGCAAUACCUCCUCGUGUCAUUUGCUCUUUGACCUGCGGGGGCCGUGAGUGCCGCUACGAGGGUCCGGAGAGUUGGAGUGAAAAACAGCAGGCUAUCCGGGGACUUUAUUCCUCAUGGAUCACAGAGGAGAUCUUGGCUACGAGCCGUCCCUCCACCCGUCUAAUGAAGGAACACAAAAUCACUGACCAAUUCCACAGGUAUGCUAUACGGUCUGUGAUCAGUGCUCAGCAACCUUGGGAACAUCCUCAUUGUGGGGACUCUCUGGAUCCUCAAAGUGGCUUCUCAUACAGACCUCAGGAUUUCAUGGAUGCCGGCAUUACUUUCUAUAAUUUUGGUCUCCCUGAUUUUGGUGUGGUUCCUGUUCCGAGGAUUCUGGAUGCAGUGAAGGUCAUUGCUUUUGCUCUGAGAGAGGGGAGAGUGGCUAUUCAUUGCCAUGCAGGACUGGGACGAACAGGAGUCCUCAUAGCUUGUUACUUGGUGUAUGCCUGUCGUGUUAGUUCAGCUGAUGCAAUACGAUUUGUUCGUUUGCGUCGCCCUGGCUCCAUACAAACAGCUUCCCAGGUGUCUCGGGUGCAUGACUUUGCUAUGUUUUUGAGCUCUCAGUGGCCUGUCUUCCCUUGCAUACCUCCAUGUAUUUCAAGAUUCACAUUAUCACAGUAUAUGACCUGCCAACGACAUCUCCUUCAUGGGCAGGAGGCUCGGUGUUUCCGUCAUCUUCCAAAGCCUGUGGUAGUAACCUGCCGUAGGUUGGUACAGCUCGCUGGUGGUAGACGAGGAUGUGGAGGGCCCUGGGUUCAGUUGGAGAGGGAAGCUGCACAUAAACUUCUGCACCAGGUUAUUAUAAGAGUGGCCAGGGAACCCUCAAACAUGUCUGAAUUCCAACCUGCCUGUGAGGAUGAUGAAAGUGAAAAGGAGAGAGCAGCAAGGAGAAGAAGAGGAAUGUUGAAGACUCAGAUCAGCUAUGAUACUGGAAUCCUGCAACUGCUGCUCACUGGGAGCACGAUAGUAGAAAAUGGUAGUAGUGGAAUGUGUCAUAAUGAUAUUGUCCAAACAACAUUUCCCAGCUCUGAUGUGAAGCACUCACAAAACACCCAGUCAAGCACAGGAAGCUAUAACACAAAUGGUGGAGACGUGGCUGAGCAAACACCUAUCAUUACUUCCCAACAUACAUUGUGUGUUGCAGAAGCUUUGGCUGAUGUGAAUGAACCAGACAAUGAAAUAAUUCAAAAAGUGCAAAAUCUACAGAGCCUUCUCAAUGAGGAGGGGGCAUGGGCAGCCGUAUCCACAGAGAGUGAUCCCAAAGUUCUUAGCACCCUGCUUUGGGACUGGCUGCAUCAACUCAAGGAGCCUGUGUUAACACUGGAAGAUGUAAACUGUUUUUGUGAUGGAGACUGGAGAGAACAUCUUAAAAAAUUAAACCGGUGUCAGGGAGAGACUCUUUGCUGCCUUCUACAUUGUGUCAGUAAACUCCCCUCUCUACUACCUCAGAUGGAAGAGUUGGUCAUACUAAGACUGGUCAGAGCCCUGACACAGGUGAGUUUUCAAAUGUCACAAAUGCAGACGUCUGUCUGUUUUUACAAGUCCUUGACUGACAACAUCGAUGUUCACCCAAACAGCUUCCUACAAAUGCUCCAAAGUUGCCUUCCAACGUCAUCUCAAGACUGCACACUGUUGUUUCAGAGAUAAGAGUUCAAGGUAUGUCAGCCAUGGGAGUAAGAAGAUAAGUUACCAGAGAACCAACUAAUUCAGCUGAGACUGAGAGGACAGCAUUGAAAGACAUUAAAUACAAAGGGCAGUUUACAUAGAGCAAAGCAGAAAGAAACUGUGCAGAAGCAAUGUAAUGAAUGCAGAACAUUUACUAUGGCAAACCCAUACAAAUAAAUAAAGGGUGCUCUGCUAGCUGUAUAGUGGUGGUUUGUUUCACUGGUUGUUAUUUGAGGCCCUCAGCAUUAGUGAUGAGUGAAAUGCCAAUAGCCACCAAUGUAUUCUGCAUGUAAGAAGUCAACAUAAAAAAAAGUUGCUGUGAAAAAACACCCAUACACUCCCACUGUAUUUUGCACUAGUAAAGUCUCAAAAAAAAAAGUCACCACUAAAAAAAGGCUCAUUGACUUCAAUAUGUUUUGCAUAUUUACCCUAUGUUUCAUGAAUUAGACAGAUUUGCUCAUCACAAGGCAUCCCCUUGCACACCCCCUCCUUGUGCAACAUGCAAAGCUACACUCUGCUGACCUGUGAGUGCCUCUUCUGCACCAUUUAUAGGCAUAUGAUUUACAGGAUAUUUAUGUUUUUUGUGUAUUAUAAAAAUAUAAAUCCUUAUUAAACAUGUAUACCAAAAGCA
Molecule: messenger RNA, 3354 nt
Organism: Xenopus laevis (African clawed frog)
Lineage: Eukaryota; Metazoa; Chordata; Amphibia; Anura; Pipidae
Product: protein tyrosine phosphatase domain-containing protein 1
Exons: 11
Coding region: 957-2705 (582 amino acids)
Source: RefSeq, a predicted model, not a curated record